Messenger RNA from Linnemannia hyalina, 1305 nucleotides. The record is from the annotation of a GenBank genome assembly. Lineage: Eukaryota; Fungi; Mortierellomycota; Mortierellomycetes; Mortierellales; Mortierellaceae.
AUGGAGGACGACUUUCCAUUCAGCUUCGGAGGCGGAUCAGAUCAGGAAGGGAACAACAGCGGGGACGACGGACUCUUUUGUGCGCCCAAGGACAAAAAGAAGGCCGCUGCAAAGGCCAAGGCUCUCCUCAACCAAGGACCCUAUCAUGCUCAAAUCGACGAGGAUGGCUGGUUCCAUAACACACGAAAGACGACGUACGAACUGAUGACUCAGAGCAAAACAGGAGCCACCAAAGUCAAGAUGCGAGCCGAUCACUACUACAUGCUGCACCGAUACCAAGAAGCAUUUGACAUUGCACAAGAUUUUUGUGAACUUGUGCGGAUGAGUGGCAACCUCAGCGUCUCACAAGGUCAGAACGAUGGAGGCUUUCGACGAACAGAUGCAGCAGCAGGGGCAACAACAGACGCCGGUGUCCUCAAGGUGUCCGAUCCCAAGGAGAUGCAGGAGAUGGCUUUACGCUGUGCACUCAAGUUGAACUUGUUUGACGUGGCUGCUAGUCUUGCCGAUGAGCUGGCAAUGCACGAUACAGGAAUUGUCUUUUUGAAAGCCAAGGCUUAUGUGGCAGUUGACGCCGCAUUGGGACUUGUGCAGUAUCAAAGGUCAAGGACAGGCAACUACUCGAUCUGGAGGACGUUGGGUGAGUGUCUUCGCCAGUCAACUACAGCAUCCCCCUCAGGGCCAUUGGGAUCAUUCGUCAGCACAGCAGCUUCAACAUCCGCAUCAACAACAGCAGCAGCAGGGACAGAGUCGUUGCCUUCGUCGUUGGAUACCCUCGCGAUUUCAUUACCAUCAUCAACAACAACAAAGCCGACCGUUGUACAUAUCCUAGCUUUGAUGUGUAUUCUUCGAGCACGUUACUUGAUGAGGAUAUCGACAUGGGCUCAGGUGCCCUAUGCACAGGCACGCUACGACAACGAGAUGAGUAUCUUGGACGAACAACGUGUAGAACUUGAGCGGAAAUGUGGCCUUGAUUUGGAUACAACAACAACAACUACGACAACCGCGGCAGAUGAAACAGCAGUAUCGGAGGAUGAGCAGUGGCAGGAACAGAGACGAUUGGAGGAAUAUGAGUUGAAGGUGGUAGCUCCAGCAAGGAAGUUUGUCCAAGAGAUGAACGAGAGAGGAGCGACAGCUUUUAUUCCCCACCAAGAUCAGGGAAGUUCGCCACUCGAAUUGGAGGUGGUUGAGUUUGUGGUCAAGGCAUGGGAUGCCCAGGUGGUUGCCCUGAGUGAAAGUGGUGCUACGCCUAGGAUAACGACAGAUGACGAUGAUCUGGCAGGCGAGGUCGGCGUUCGUGACAAAUAA